This is a messenger RNA of Polyodon spathula (Mississippi paddlefish), 2271 nucleotides long. RefSeq names its product glycoprotein integral membrane 1 (gene ginm1). The transcript has 8 exons. NCBI's taxonomy places the organism in Eukaryota, Metazoa, Chordata, Actinopteri, Acipenseriformes, Polyodontidae. The coding region runs from base 37 to 1107 and encodes 356 amino acids. The record is from RefSeq and is a predicted model, not a curated record.
UGCUUCAGCCAGGAUGUAAAUACUCACACAGGCAAGAUGGAGAAGGGGCUGAUGCAGCUCUAUUUAGCUGUUUAUGUUGUGUUUAUUUUAGUUAUUUUCAAAGAUGCAGUGGCAAUAGAACUCGAUAGGGAGAGUGUAAUGAUCAAUGUGACAACAGUGGGAGAAACGGAAGAAGCCAAUGUCCUACAGAUUAACUUUAACAUUUCGGCAGUUGACGACCAAGUCUAUGUGAACAACAUACCAGUCAAGCUUUCUGGGGUCACAAGAUUAAACUGCAGGGCACAGCUGUUGGAAGGUGGAAACCUCAGUAAGGCAGAUGAACCAGGUCGUUUUGUGAUGAUUGGUGUUCGUGUGCUGGUUCGCCAGUGGCCUUUAGAAAGCGAGCCUGUUGUGCAGCUCCUUGUGUUUAAUGAAGAGGUGACUGAAGUAGAAGGAAAACAGGUGCAGCAGACAGAGAUGUAUGAAGUGAAUAUCUUGAUGAAUAAGGAAUUCCAGAAGCUUAGGGAAUCCAGCUACUCCUACCCUAUGAAGGAAAGCAUGUUAUACAGCAUUCCCAGGGACAACGAUAUUGUAUUUACAGUUCCGAACCCUUCAGAAAAAGUCGAUGAUCAAAGUCCUGCUCAAACAAUGACAACUAGUCAUUACCUCAUAAAACAAGAUGAAACCACAGUGGAAGAGGAGGCAGCUCCUGGCAAGCUACCUGAGACGCCAUUGAGACUGGCACCUGACUUCUUGUAUGAUGAAGAAAUAACAGCAGAUGAACAUGGACCUUCUGGCAAACUGCCAGAGGUCCCCCUGAGAUCACAGCCACUGUCUUCCUAUAAUGCAGUGUGUCAGUGGGUGGAGCAGCUGAGAGAGAGGCUGCAUCGAUUCUGGGCUGAAUCCCUCCCAUUGUUCUUCCUGAUCAUGUGGGUGGUGGUGGUGGGUGUUGUUGGGUCAGCUGUCAUUGUUAAAGUCCUUGACCUGAUUUUCCCAACGUGCGAGCACAAGGGAGUUUUAAAACUUGAUCCUGUUACAAUGAUGCCAUUGGAAUUGCCUGUGGAGGGUAAACCAUUACUUCUGGAUCACUUAGAGAUGGAAACAGAUGAAGAGAUUACAAGCCCUUAAAGAGCACAUUUCAAGUACUGGUCAACAAUACCAACAAAAAGCUUUGUCAAUAAUUUCAGUGGAUCUUGUUACAGAAACACGUGGACCUCCACUCAGAAUACUAUCAUUAAUUACAAUGUGGAUGAUUAAUUUAAUUAGAAAACAGUGUUAUUUUUUUAGUUUCUUGACAUUAGCUCACAUUUAAUUCCCAGUUCUGAUUAUUAUAAGUUUUUAAAUAAAUAUUGGUAAUUUAGCUUAAUACAUUAUACGGCCGUAUUUAUUUAGUACAGAAAACAAAAUGCCUUAAUGCUAAUUAACAAGCUGAAUGGGUUUUGUAUACCAAUGUUUAAUGCACCCAAUACAUUAACAUUACCGAAUAACUACUCCAUCACAGAAAUCACUUUCAAAAUGCAACCAUGAAAGACAUUAUUACCUGUAGAAAUGGUAUAAACCACAUUUGCACAAGAUGGUUGCACUGUUGACACCAGAUGAAACACAAUUUGUCAUUACUUUUUUUUUGUGCCUGCAUGAUAUACCUGAUAACAUUUGGGAAAACAGCCAAAUAAACCAACACUUAGUAAUGAGUUCAAUCUUUAAUACCUUUAGUGCACAAGCUACACAUAGUACGCCUAUGUAGCUGUACCUCCUUGUACACCUGUACAGUAGCAGCAUACAGUAUAUUGCACUCUGCAAAAUGCAUUUCAUAGGCAGGUGGGGGUUACAAUAGGAUAUAUUUAACUAAAGAUGAUGAUUUAUCUCGCUUUCCAAAUAAUUUUGGAUUGUGUUCCAUUUUCUUUCACAACCGUGCAAAAAGUCUUUCAUUAUUUAAGUUUUAUGUCAACACUGGUGUUUCCCAAUAAAUUCACAGACAAGAUGAAAGACAAAGUAUUGGGAGCCCUGGCCAUAUUUUUUGUUCUGAUAGCACUUUUUUUUUUUUUUUGCAUAAGUUGUGUUGCUGUUAAUGUAAAUUAAAUCUGACCCAUUAUGUUACAUUCUUAAUGCUUAUAGUGUGCCCCUUUUCAUAUCUUCCCAGGACCAUUAAUUUGUGUAAAUGUUAAUGGAAGCAUGGCAUAGUGUGUUACAUUUCUGCAAAUGUUUUGUUGAAAAUUAAAAUGACCAAAAUGUAUUCAAUGGUGUAUCGUUCGCUACUGCUCAAAAAAGAGAAAAAUAAAACUUCUUAUUGAA